CAUAAAAUUACAAAAUUUUAAGAAAAUCAGAAUCAAUGAUGAUGAUCCACUUUUUAUUUAAUAAAGUGAUGAUGAUGAUAAUAUAAUGUAGAAAAUGCUUUAGUUGUUAAAGGAAAAGGAAAUGUGGUAGAAUUUAAUUUGAACAAAUUCAAACCUGAAUAUUUGGGAUCUAAAAAAAUAAAAGAAGUAUUGAUUAAAAAACAAGGAUAUUAAAUGUAUUAUUGGUUAAUAAGAAGAAGAAAAUAAUAAAAAUGUGAAGUAAGAAGAGGAAUUUAAAAAAUAAUUUGCUAAAUUAUCAUAUACAAGAAACCUAAUUUAGCUAAAAAAUUAAAUAUAG
Messenger RNA from Paramecium sonneborni, 337 nucleotides. The record is from the annotation of a GenBank genome assembly. NCBI's taxonomy places the organism in Eukaryota, Ciliophora, Oligohymenophorea, Peniculida, Parameciidae.